Molecule: messenger RNA, 808 nt
Organism: Serpula lacrymans var. lacrymans S7.9
Lineage: Eukaryota; Fungi; Basidiomycota; Agaricomycetes; Boletales; Serpulaceae
Exons: 3
Coding region: 46-261 (71 amino acids)
Source: RefSeq, a predicted model, not a curated record
UAAAGCUGCCCUACUAGUAUUCACCCUGACAUUUGAUACAGUGACAUGCUUAGAGUUGAUUCCCUGCAGGAUUCGCCCCUAAUUCUUGGGUGUAGUUACUCAUCUUCAUUGCAGGCCGCUGCUACAGCUCUGAAACACAUGUUAAAUAUUAAAAGUUUCUUUUAUGUUAUUCUCGGUAGGUGUUCUGCCAGCCUGAGUCAACGCUACGGUGUGGAUAUGUGGAGUCAAGAUCGAUAUCUCCUCAUAUCCCAGCCACGAUGAACCUUAUCCGUGCGGCUGCGCGAGCCCAUCUGCACAAAUCACGGACAUGAAAAUACAAUUCAAUACAUGGCAACCCACGGGUUCAAAAUCGGUUCAGCUUUCACCUUUGACGGCCCAUUACGCUAUAGGUCCUUAUCAAAGCCGCAUCUCUACGUCUAUCUCGCCAUCUAUGGUCUGGGAAUGGAUUAUGUUCUUCCACCUUCAGUAAUCGAGUCGAUGCUGCAUUGACUUCAUAGAUCAAAAACACUGCAAAACACGGGGUGGACGCCAGGCAUGUCAUCAUUGUGCGUCUCACUGACGUCCUUAACAGCAUCGAAUAGAGCCGGAUAGGGGUAAACUGUCAUUGGCGGUUGAUGCUGCUUGAUGGGCAGAAUCAUGAUAAGAUAGAAGGGACUUCAGCCCACGAGUGCUUGCAAAGGUGUGUCAUUGAUAAUAGUAAUACGCGAACACAUAAAUUUAGCAGUCAUAUCUGAUUUGACGAGAGAGAGCCAGCUAUUGUGCAUGGAUAUAAACUUGUUGAUACCGGGUCCACCUCACAAGCUGCCUU